Molecule: messenger RNA, 1824 nt
Organism: Oncorhynchus nerka (sockeye salmon)
Lineage: Eukaryota; Metazoa; Chordata; Actinopteri; Salmoniformes; Salmonidae
Product: transmembrane and coiled-coil domains protein 2-like
Exons: 5
Coding region: 1-1824 (607 amino acids)
Biological process (GO): amyloid precursor protein metabolic process
Cellular component (GO): endomembrane system
Source: RefSeq, a predicted model, not a curated record
AUGGAAGUAGAUUGGAACCACCAAGAUUCUUCCAGAAUUGGCCGCCCGGCCAUACUGAGCAAUCUGGGAAAAAAGGCCUUGGUCAGGGAGGUGACAAAGAACCCAAAUGGUAACUCUGACAGAGCUCUAGAGUACCUCUGUGGAGAUGGGAGAACCUUCGAGAAGGACAACCAUUUCUGCGGCACUCCACCGAUCCACUCCUCACGGGGUGAACAGGCCGUGGCUCAGGUGGCUGAGGUCCUUGAUGAUCUUCUUGGCCUUCCUGUGACACCGGGUACUGUAGAUGUCCUGGAGGGCAAGCAGUGGGCCCCCGGUGAUGUGUUGAGCAGACUGCACAACCCUCUGGAGAGCCCUAGUGUGGCGGACGGUACAGUUGUCAUAACAGGUGGUGAUACAGCCCGACAGGAUGCUCUCAAUGAUGCUCUGGAUAAGAGUGAGGUGACAACGUUUGACCUGCCCCUCUCAGCCAGCCUUGGAGCCACUGACGCUUCUGCCUCUAACAUCAGCGUGGAUGGAGCAGGGGCUGUGGCUGGGGUGGAAUCUCUGGCUGGGGGGGCUGAAGUGUCAGUGGGCGCCGAGGCCCAGCGGACACGGGCUGCUCUGGAGCAGCUACAGCAGAAGAUCCUGAAGAGCAUUGAGCAGAUUCGGAUAGAACAGGAGGCACGAAACGACAAUGUGGCAGAGUACUUGAAGCUGGCCCACAAUGCCAACAGCCAUCAGGCUUUUCGUAUCAAACAGGUGUUUGAGAAGAAGAACCAGAAGUCUGCACAGACCAUCGCCCACCUGCACAAGAAGCUAGAUCACUACCACAAGAAGUUUAAGGAGAUACAGCAGCAAGGUCUGGGCCGGCAGCCUAAGGAUGUGCUGGGGGAUAUGCAGCAGGGGCUGAAGGAUGUAGGGGCUAACGUACGGGCAGGGAUCAGUAGCUUUGGUGGAGGUGUGGUGGAGGGUGUCAAAGGGGGCGUGUCAGAACUCACCCAUACAGCUGUGGUGUCUAAGCCCCUGGAGUUUGUCAGCUUGAUCCGCAACAAAUUAGGCAGCACACACUCGCUGGAGGAUGGUGUGGAGGAGCAUUCAGAUGAUGUACCCCUGAGUAGCAGUGUCACCUUGGCCUCCAGCUCAAAGUACAGUAGUGACGACGAGUGCUCCAGUGACUCUGUGACAGAUAGUAAUUAUUUUGGGGCUAGGGGAGGAGGGGGGAUGUUGGGGUUGGGGCUGGCCAGGCUGGACGGGAACGACCACCACAGGUCCUGGGACACUUGGCUGGAAGGCCUGCAGGAGAUCAAAGCCAGCCAGGCCCACAUGGAGGACGCCAUCGAGGACAUGAAGAGUCAGCUGCAGAGCGACUACGCCUACAUGACCCAGUGCCUACAGGAAGAGAAAUACAGGUAUGAGCUACUGGAGGAGCAGCUGAAUGACCUGACAGAGCUGCACCAGAACCAGAUGUCCAACCUGAUACAGGAGCUGGUCAGCAUGGAAGAGAAAGUAACCUACCAGUCCUAUGAGAGAACCAGAGACUCUCAGGAGGCGGUGGAGUCAUGCAUGAACCGCAUCACUAGGUUAGAGCUGCAACAGCAGCAGCAGCAGAUGCUGCAAUGGGAGGGUGUGGAGAACGCCAAUGCCCACGCCCUGCUGGGAAAACUCAUCAACAUCAUCCUGGCUGUCAUGGCUGUAGUACUAGUGUUCGUCUCCACCCCUGCUAACUUUAUCACCCCACUCAUAAAGACCAGAGCACGCGUGGCUGCCACUGUCUUGCUGGCCCUUUUUCUGUUUAUCCUCUGGAAGUACUGGGACUUCUGGGAGCUUUGGCUACUGCCAGGCUGA